Messenger RNA from Chaetomium fimeti, 2112 nucleotides. RefSeq lists its product as uncharacterized. The record is from RefSeq and is a predicted model, not a curated record. Lineage: Eukaryota; Fungi; Ascomycota; Sordariomycetes; Sordariales; Chaetomiaceae. Gene Ontology annotation, molecular function: protein binding. The coding region runs from base 430 to 1767 and encodes 445 amino acids. The transcript has 3 exons. Gene Ontology annotation, cellular component: cytoplasm.
AUCCAGGUCCAGUCUUAUUGCCACCCCAUUGUUGACCACCACACCACAUUCGUUAUUUAUCAACGCUGGUCUCCCGGUCGGACGGUCUCUCAGUCUCUCGUUUUAUUAUUCUCGACCCAGUUACCCGACCGUCUUGCAUGAAGGUUGGACUGCACGACAUUUGCAACUAUACAAAGCCUUGGCUAAGACGCUGCCCUUGUCGCAUUGAGAAACGUCACUCGCUGCAAGCAUUGGACCGCGACCAGCCACACCAAAACCGAGAGGUUGGUGAACCAAGCUGUGCGUUGGCAGUUUUCGCAAGGAACCAAAAGGAGAAGACGCCCCUUACAUUUACUUCCGGAGACUCGAAUUCUUCCCUCUGUCUCCCUCCCGACCUUUCUCCUCCCGACGCCAUCGUUUACACGUUGAGGACACCCAGCAACAGCAACCAUGAAUAUCACCAAGAAGUUCGACCGCGCCUUCCAAUGGGCGGGCGAGAAGAUGGGCGGCGAAGCCAAGACCACCAUGUCAGACGACUUCAAGAUGCUCGAGACCGAGAUGGCACUGCGCUUUGAAGGCAUGGAGCGCCUCCAGAGGUCAAUGAACCAGUAUGUCAAGUGGAUGGGCCGGCACCUUGAACCUUCCGAGGACAGGGAGAAAGCCCUCCCAGUGGGAUACCUAGGACGCACCAUGGUCGGCCAUGGCGAGGAGUUCCACCCGGACUCCGAGUUUGGCAACUGCCUGGUAACAAUGGGCCGUGCCAACGAGAGCGUAUCAGCCAUUCAGGAGACCUUCGUCGGCCAGGCCACCGCAUCGUGGUUGGAGUCUCUCGAGAGGUCUUUGGCCAUGAUGAGGGAGUACCAGACCGCCCGCAAGAAGCUUGAGACCCGCCGCCUGAACUAUGACACCAGCAUGGGCAGAGUCCACAAAGCCAAGCGCGACGAUUUCCGUCUCGAAGAGGAGCUCCGCGGCGCAAAGGCGAAAUACGAAGAGUCAUCCGAGGACGUGCUGCGCCGCAUGCAAGACAUCCAGGACAUGGAAGCCGACAACACUCGGGACCUAACCCAUUUCCUGGACGCGGAACUCGAAUACCACGAGCGGGCUGCCGAGGAGCUCCGUCGCGUCCGUCAGAACUGGCCCAGCAACGCCUCCCCAAGCUACAGCCCGGUUGAGCGGCGCCCAGUCGUGCGCAGCCGCGCUAGCACCCACAGCUACACCGACCGCCUGUCGCGCACCAACACCUUCGAAGCCGAAUCCAGCGGCGCGCCGCCCGUCCGCAUGCCGGUCCGGCCUGCCAACUCGCGCAUGCAGUCCUUCACCCAGCAGGCCGACGGCCCCGUCCGCCCAACAAUCGGCAAGCCGAGCCACACCAGCGCUGGCUUCCAGGGCGGCGCGACCCUCACGCGCGAGCGUGGCGCCAGCGUCUCAACCCCGACCACCACCCACAACAUCACCACCAACGUGGGCGCCCUUCGCGGCCAGCUGCGCCCCGUGAGCAGGAUCGUGACCGCUCCCAUCCCCAACGGCGCCGGGCGCGACAACGACGUCUUUGCCGACCGCGACGACGACAGCGGCGCGAGCGACACGGGCAGCCCUGGAUGGGGCAACCGCAGCACCAGCUCGACGACCAGCGUCGGGAGCCUGAGCCGGACGCCGAGUAAUAAUGCCAAUGCUAAUGGUAAUUUUAAUGGUCUGGGCGGGCUGAAGAAGGCGCCGCCCCCGCCCCCACCGAGCCGCGCGAAGAAGCCCCCUCCGCCCGUGCCGGCGAGGAGGGAGGUCGCGUACUAAUGUGGGCGGUGAGGGAAGAGCGGUACAUAAUUGGCUGCGUUCUUUGGGUCGGGCAUGGUAAACGGCCGGUGGGAGGUCGACAAUGAGGUGAUGAAAUGUCCAGGAUAACUAUUGGUACUAUUGGUAUGGUUCGGUUUUGGGGGCGUUUCGGGGUUCUCUGUGUUGUUUUGGUUUCGUGGGCUGGCUCCGCGCGGUUCUUGCUUGAACCUGGUGAUCCUAUAUAGACACAGUUAACCAUGCAAACCGCAAGGCAAAGGUUAUGAUCAAUUAUACGAAUAAACUUUCAGCGUUUUGCUCAGACACGCCGCCGACUUGUCCAAAAAGUCCGGGGCUGGCAUAAAUUUG